AUGGCGCUGGUCGCCGAUGUGCCGCCGCCGACGGCGACGUCCAUGGCGAAGCUCUUCCAGGAGUCCUCCUUCGAUCCUGUGACGACGUUCGAGGCAGUAUGGUUGCCUCCCCGGGUUCCUGCCGCGCCGCCUACCGCUGGUGCAUCGGAGCCGGUGCCGUUUGCGGCAGUAGUGGACGUGCUGGCAGACAUCAGCGCCACCGGCUCGCGGCUUGAGUGCUUGAAGCAGCUUACCUUUCUGCUGCUUGCUGUUAUCGAGCGGUGCCCAGAGGACUUGGUGCCGGUGAUGUACCUGGUGAUCAACAAGCAUGCGCCGCAGCACGAGGGCGUGGAGCUAGGCAUCGGUGAUGCGGUGCUGGUGAAGGCGGUGGCCGAGUGCUGCGGCAUGACGGAGACGCGAGCCAAAGAGGAGUACCGGCAGAGCGGCGAUUUGGCGGAAAUCGCGCAGAUGCAUAAGCAGAAGCAAGGUACGCUCAUGAAACCGAAGCCGCUCUCCGCUCGGAGCGUGUUCAAGACAUACAAGGAGAUCGCUAUGAUGAGCGGCAGGGAUGUGAUGCGGCGGCGGUCGGACUUGAUCAAGGGGCUUUUGCGCGACGCACAGGGCCCGGAGGUGAACUUGAUUGUGCGUGGGCUUCAGCAGAAGAUGCGCAUUGGCCUUGCCGAGCCAUCCGCCUUGGCAGCUGUGGGGUACGCCUUCGCUCUUCACUUCCUCGGUGGCGCGCAAAUGCACAAGAUGGACGAGGUGCAGCUGCAGACGCUGCUUAAUACCGGCGCCGACAGUCUCGCGCGUAUCUUCUACGAGGUUCCAAGUCUCGACGUGGUUCUGAGCGCGGUGCUUGCGAACGGCUUCAUGACCUUGGUGCCGGGUAGCUCCAUCGCGAAGCAGUAUGCAAAGGACUUGUCCAUUCGGCCUGGGCUGCCGGUGAAGCCCCAGUUAGCGUACCCGACGAGCAGUAUCACCGUCAUCCUGGACCGCCUGCAGGGCAAGAAGUUCACGUCGGAGUACAAGUACGACGGUGAGCGCGCGCAGAUCCACUAUGACAAAGACAAAGGCUUCCAUAUCUUUUCCCGCAACUCCGAGACUCACACCGGCAAAUACCCGGACGUCAUUUCGAUGCUGCCAAAAGUCUUUGAUCCAGUCGAAGUGCAGUCUUUCAUCCUCGACUCGGAGGUUGUGGCGGUGCAUUCGGAGACCGGUGCCCUUCAGGCCUUCCAAGUGCUGCAGCAUCGUGGCCGAAAGAACAUUGCAGAGGAGGAUGUCAGCAUUCCCGUCUGCGUGUUUGUGUUUGACAUCCUGUACUUCAACGGAGAGCCGCAGCUGAAUAAGACACUGCAGCAGCGUCGCGAGCUGCUGUGGCGGUGCAUCCAUCCCCUCCCGGCAAAGCUGUCGUUUGCCACGCACUUGGAUUCGGAGAAGGUCGAGGACGUGCAAACGUUUUUGGAGAGGUCCAUCGCGGACGGCUGCGAAGGAUUAAUGGUGAAGACGCUCGAGGAGGAAGCCAACUACACCCCCGCCAAGCGCUCGCACUACUGGCUGAAGCUGAAGAAGGACUACAUGGACGGCGUCACCGAUACGCUGGAUCUUGUCCCCAUCGCCGCUUUCUACGGCAAGGGCAAGCGAACUGGCGUGUUUGGCGGCUUCCUGCUGGCGUGCUACGACCCGAAGGCGGAUGAGUACCAGAGCAUCUGCAAAAUCGGCACCGGCUUCCAGGACGAAGAGCUGGAGAAGCUCACGCAGUCCCUUAAGCCGUUCGUGGUGGACGAAAAGCCGCGCUACUACCGCGCGGGUGGGGAGGAACCGGAUGUUUGGCUCACCGAGGCGCAGGUGUGGGAGGUGAAGGCGGCGGACCUGUCAGUGUCGCCAGUUCAUCAGGCAGCCGUGGGGCUCGUGGACCCCGACAAGGGCAUCGCGCUGCGCUUUCCUCGCUACCUGCGCCAGCGCGAGGACAAGAAACCCGCAGACGCCACAAACGCACGGCAGGUGGCGGACAUGUACAAAGCGCAGUCCUUAGCAGCCGAACACGACGCGAACGGGGACGCCGAGUGA
Molecule: messenger RNA, 2046 nt
Organism: Leishmania major strain Friedlin
Lineage: Eukaryota; Euglenozoa; Kinetoplastea; Trypanosomatida; Trypanosomatidae
Product: putative DNA ligase I
Exons: 1
Coding region: 1-2046 (681 amino acids)
Biological process (GO): DNA biosynthetic process; lagging strand elongation; DNA recombination
Cellular component (GO): mitochondrion; nucleus
Molecular function (GO): DNA ligase (ATP) activity; DNA binding; ATP binding
Source: RefSeq, a predicted model, not a curated record